Molecule: messenger RNA, 432 nt
Organism: Fonsecaea nubica
Lineage: Eukaryota; Fungi; Ascomycota; Eurotiomycetes; Chaetothyriales; Herpotrichiellaceae
Exons: 2
Coding region: 1-432 (143 amino acids)
Biological process (GO): DNA-templated transcription
Cellular component (GO): RNA polymerase II, core complex; RNA polymerase III complex; RNA polymerase I complex
Molecular function (GO): DNA-directed RNA polymerase activity
Source: RefSeq, a predicted model, not a curated record
AUGUCCGAGAAUAUCCUCUUCGAGAAUAGCUUCAAGAUCACCGACCUCAACGACACCAAGUAUGACAGAGUCUCCCGCAUCAAAGCCUACAGCGAGGGCGAGCAGGAAGUCCUUCUGACCCUCGACGUCAACACGGAACUGUACCCCCUCAACGUCGACGACCGCAUGACGGUCGCGCUGGCCCUCUCCCUCAACCUAGACGGGAGCAAAGACGACGGGAAGGGGUGGAGAGAAAUCGGGAGGGGAGAGCAGACGCUCGCCGACGAGUUCGACUAUGUCUGCCACGGAAAGAUCUACAGAUUCGAGGAAGGUAGCGGAGACAACAUCAAGCUAUACGUCUCCUUCGGCGGCCUGCUUCUCUACAUGGACGGCCCGUACGCACUGCUCAACGCCCUGAGAAUCGACUACGUGUACCUUUUGAUGAAGAAAUGA